Molecule: messenger RNA, 1902 nt
Organism: Wyeomyia smithii (pitcher-plant mosquito)
Lineage: Eukaryota; Metazoa; Arthropoda; Insecta; Diptera; Culicidae
Product: trichohyalin-like
Exons: 2
Coding region: 455-1894 (479 amino acids)
Source: RefSeq, a predicted model, not a curated record
UCUCUGGCCAGUUGCGAACAUCACCUUUUAGGAUUUGGACGCGAAGGAAAACGGCUUUUGGACGAUCGCCCGGACGAUGCGAGCGUGCUUAUGUAACAAAACAAUGAGAAGCGGAAUGCAAAUACAGCAACUAAUUAAAUCGUCAAUGCAAACCAUGUUGUAAUGUGAAAAAAAAAGAAGAGAUAGUGCGCCGCGUGUGAAACCUCCCUCGACUGCUGCGUGUUCGCACGAAGAGAACCGUUCGGGCGGAACGCUUUAGCCUAUGGAUGCCGCCGAUCAAUCAACUGCAGCCGAUUUGACCUGGUCGCGAUAGUCUGCACACGGCCUGAUAAAACCACUGACCGCUGGUAGGUUUACAGUUUAUACUGAUUCGGAAGUUCUAGCGUAAACAUCGAACCGCAGCAAGUUCUAAGUGAUCGUCUGCAAGCCACGAGUAACUUUGAUCGAUUCUGCGAUGGGUGGCAUCGUAUCGCGUGUGUUUCGCGUUUAUCCCGACGAGAAUUGCAUGAAGUGCCAACGAACCUGUUGCGUCUGUCUGGACGCGAAUCUGGAGGUGACCCAGCGUCGGCUAUGGCGCUUGGAAGCUCGAGAACGUCGACGCAGUCGGGUACUGGCUUUGGAUUUUACCGACGAAGACGAAGAUGAUCUGGAGGACGCCAUGCGACUGCUGCGUAGACAGCGAACUCUGCGUAGGAAUCGAGCGCGACAGCAGGAUAAUCAGCAGCAAGACGAUGAACCGCAGCAACCUCAAGGACAACAGAACACAAGGCGCCAACAACAACCGCAACAGCCCCAGCAACAGCCACAACAACAGCCACAACAACAGCCACAACAACAGCCACAACAGCCGCAACAACAGCAACAGCAGCAGCAGCAGGAGGAAGAGCCCGAGGAAGAGCAGCAGCAACAGCCAGCUCCUCGAAGACAACCCGCCCCACGCAGACAGCGUCAGCAGCAGCAACGACAGCAACAGCAGGAUGAACCAGAAGAGGAAGAAGAAGAAGAAGAACAGCAACCACAGCCACGACGACAGCAGCGUAAUCAACGCAGACAACAACAGCAGAAUCAACAACAAGACGACGAUAACGGUGACGAAGAGGAGGAAGAACAACCACCACGAAGACGCCAACAAGCUCAGAGACGCACCCAACGGCGUGGCAAUCGACGACAACCGGAACAAGAAGAAGAAGAACCAGAAGAGGAAGAACAGGAACAACCUAGACGUAGACAAAACCGCCAACAGCCGCGGCCGCAGCGUAGACGACGUCCCCAAGAGGAGGAAGAAGAUGACGAGCAGGACGAAGAAGAAGAACAGCAGCCCGCAAGACCAGCGAAACGUCGACAGUCCCAACGUCGAAAUCAACGCCGAAAUCGAGACCAAUCUGAGGAAGAAGACGAUGAAGAAUCUGAGAAGGAAAGUGAACAACGCCGAACGACGCGUCGACGAGACUCGCAGCGUCGCCGUUGUCGAGAUCGUCGGGAUGAACCGUCCGAUGGAGAUGAAUCGAGUGAAGAUGAUCGUGCUGAACGACGUCGCGAUCGUCGUCGGGAAAAGGAGCGGCAGCAGCAGAAAAAAUCAGACAAAGAUCGGCGCUGUCAUCAGGCUCUGUGCCGCCAAGGCUCAAUUCGUCGGCCUUCCGUCCCGGUGCUGCCCCAGCCACGUGAACAAGAACCUCCGGUCGCUCAGGGUCCGAACGUCCGCCGAUUGGUCGCUUGUUACGAGCUGAUGCGCUCCGACAUCAGUGAAAGUGAUUCGCAAUCGUUGCAGAAUAUGCUCUGCCAGGUGGAUGACCACCCGAUGCGAGACUCCACGCGCCGCAAAGAACGAUGCUGUAAAGCUAUCCUCCAAUUUAUCGAUUUCUCAUUCUAUUCACAUUUGAUUAGAGAAAACUAAAGCGAUUU